UUCAAAAGCAGCGUUCUCUCUCCUCUCUAUCUUUCUCUCUUAUCUGAAUUUCCCAUCCUUUAUAUAUAUAUAUAUAUAUAUAUAUAUAUAUAUAUUUUUUUUUUUUUCCUCUGAUUUUCAUCGACCCUUUACCAUUUCCCUGCGAGUCCAAUCCGAAAGUUUUUUGCUUUGUGCCCACGCUUUCGAGAAAGCAGCUCCUCUGCAUUUCCGCCAUUGAUAACCCUUCAAAGCUUUCGACGCAGACAAAGCCCAGAAUCGUCCUCCACCGUUAUUCCGGGUUCUUGAUUCUUAGCGCAUCCUUAACCCCAAUUCAAGCAACCCCAGAAUCGGAAUUCCCAAUUCUCCGAUCGUUCAAGGCUUCAAGCUCGCGGUUUCAUCCCCAAUUGCCCCCGGAAAAGCUCGAAUUUUGGCGGCGAUCUUGUUCCGUCGUUUCCUCCUCUCAAGGAAUCCGGAGUUUGGAGUUCUUUGAUCGGUAUAGGUUGCGUUUUUCAUCUUGACUUCCAUUGAAGGCUCGGAGAUUUUCGUUCCCGAUGGCCAAUGUUGAGAACAAUUAUGAAUACCCCGUCAAGCCCAAGUCGUCCAUCUUCAAUCGGUCACUCACGAUGCAGACAAAGCCGAUGGAACCUUCGGCCAAACCGUACCUCAGUAACCCGUCCCUCGAGCGGGGCGGUUCGAUCAAGAAGCUGUACAAUUCGAUCGAGUCAUUCAUGCCCACGAGCAACUCAUUCAAGGGUAAGGUCAUGAAGCUCCGGAAUUUGUUCGAGUCCUCAAGGUCGCCGUCCCCAUCGCCCAGCGACUCCCCCCCACAAUUGCCCUCUAGGCUGAAAUCUAUGAAAUCGAUUGGCUCGAGUCAUGGCAGUAGCUUGCCCAUACGGUUACCGGGCACGGAGGACAGAAUUGUCGUGUAUUUCACUAGUUUACGUGGGGUUCGCCGUACCUACGAGGAUUGCUAUGCAGUGAGGAUGAUAUUUAGAGGAUUCAGGGUCUGGGUUGAUGAGAGGGAUGUAUCGAUGGACUUGGCAUACAAGAAGGAGCUUCAGAAUGUGUUGCGCAAUGAGAAGAUUGUGACUUUGCCUCAGGUUUUUAUAGGGGGCAAGUAUAUGGGCGGAGCCGAUGUGAUCAGACAGCUGUAUGAGACGGGCGAGCUCACGAAGAUCAUCGCAGGGUACCCGAAAAUGGCACCGGGAUUUGUCUGUGAUUCCUGUGGGGACGUGAGAUUCAUGCCCUGCACGAAUUGUAAUGGGAGUAAGAAGGUGUUUGAUGAAGAUGAAGAGGAGCUCAAGAGGUGCUUGGAGUGCAAUGAGAACGGGUUGAUUCGGUGCCCUCAUUGCUGUUCCUGAUAUCGCCCUGAGGCUUCAAUUCGUACUCUUAGGUAGCCAUUGAACUUGAGGGUUGUUUGAUGGGAAAUUACUCUCGCUGCAAAUAAUGUGGUUAUGGUUUUUUGUAGUCGAAUCCACGAAGGGUUCACGAGUUGUUUUUUAGGGUGAACUUCUCAUCAACGGGAAUGGAUGUUCAUCGCCUCAAUGAACUGGAGGUACUAAAUGGUGUAUGUAAUAUGUAAAGACCAAGAACGGCUGUUUUGCCUGUCUUUGUAAACGGGUUGUAGGGAGAUCGGUUCUCUCUUUGUGCGAGUGUCCUGUAAAUACUAGCAAGUAGUAUCAUCCUACCGAAAGGAUUGCCGGUGUUGUUGCUGAUCAAUUGAAAUGAAAGAAGGGCUUGUUUUAUAACCUAA
Messenger RNA from Punica granatum (pomegranate), 1732 nucleotides. The record is from RefSeq and is a predicted model, not a curated record. Lineage: Eukaryota; Viridiplantae; Streptophyta; Magnoliopsida; Myrtales; Lythraceae.